CAAUUUACUACGACCGCGUGAAGCCUCCCACCGGGAGGGUACAAGUAAGUGACGAGUUCUACGCUUAGUAGGUGCGCAUUCCCAGACCCCGCAAUCUUCGUCAUUGACUAUCAUGGCACCCAUCCGAACACAAUGGACGCGUCUCAUCCGCUUUGUCGCCGUAGAGACUGCACAAGUCCACAUCGGACAGCCGGUUGACCCUAGACUUGAUGUUGGCCUUGCUUCAUGGAACAAACAGACCAUCAGAGCUUAUGAGAUUUCCGGGUCCGCCCUUGACCCUUCCGCCCAAGUUACAAGCAACAUCCUGACAGUUGAAAAGCUCCUUUCUCCUCUCUCUCGCGAAGAGAUGAAGGUCGUUCGGUGCCUGGGUCUCAACUACUCCGACCACGCAGCAGAGGCAAACAUGGCUAAGCCUGCCGCCCCCAUCUUGUUUUAUAAGCCCCUGGCGUCGAUGAUCGGCCCCAACGCACCAAUCCUCAUUCCCAAGGUUGCGCAACCUGUCGAAGAGCACCUCUCUGACUACGAGGUGGAACUCACCAUCGUUAUUGGAAAGACGGCCAAGGACGUGUCUGAGGCGGACGCUCUUGACUACGUCCUCGGGUACACUGGCGCCAAUGAUGUAUCAUUCCGCAAGCAUCAGUUGACAACUUCCCAGUGGGGAUUCUCCAAAGGUUUCGACAACACUACCCCCCUUGGUCCUGUUCUCGUUUCAAACAACGCCAUUCCCGACCCCCAGGACAUCGCCCUGACGUGCGUACUCAAUGGAAAGGUUCUCCAGGACGGUAACAGCAGCGACCAAAUCUUCAAUGUCCGGCAAACGGUCUCUUUCCUCUCGCAGGCAACCACCCUCGAGCCGGGGUCGGUCAUCUUGACCGGAACACCUAAGGGUGUUGGUUUCGCCAGGAAGCCUGCCAUUGUACUAAAGAACGGUGAUGACUGCAGAGUAUGGUUGGGUAACGGUAUUGGCACACUCGUCAACCCUGUCAUCGAGGAGGGUCGUUAUUCGGCGAGGUUGUAGAUAUGUAACUAUGUAUAUAUCACCUUGUUCUUUUUCUCGUGAAUUGACCAGCAGGUAACGGAUAUGAUACAGUCAUGUACAAAAGUUGAUACAUAGU
This is a messenger RNA of Suillus paluster, 1115 nucleotides long. RefSeq lists its product as uncharacterized. The record is from RefSeq and is a predicted model, not a curated record. Lineage: Eukaryota; Fungi; Basidiomycota; Agaricomycetes; Boletales; Suillaceae. The transcript is spliced from 8 exons. The coding region runs from base 113 to 1018 and encodes 301 amino acids. Gene Ontology annotation, molecular function: acetylpyruvate hydrolase activity.